This is a messenger RNA of Spinacia oleracea (spinach), 1029 nucleotides long. Its product is annotated as 60S ribosomal protein L18-3. Gene Ontology annotation, cellular component: ribosome; cytosolic large ribosomal subunit. The record is from RefSeq and is a predicted model, not a curated record. The transcript has 5 exons. Bases 133 to 696 code for a protein of 187 amino acids. Gene Ontology annotation, biological process: translation. Gene Ontology annotation, molecular function: RNA binding; structural constituent of ribosome. NCBI's taxonomy places the organism in Eukaryota, Viridiplantae, Streptophyta, Magnoliopsida, Caryophyllales, Amaranthaceae.
UUUAACAAGUCUACUGGUGACCAUAUCUCCAACCUACAACGCCACCCAAAGCCCGCUCCCAAAUAUAAAAGGGCAAAAACCCUAGUUCAUUAGCUUCUGCCGAUUCCCGCACACCAGAUCACCAGCGCAACCAUGGGUAUUGAUUUGAAGGCCGGAGGUAAGAGCAAGAAGACCAAGCGCACUGCGCCUAAAUCCAACGAUGUUUACCUAAAGCUACUUGUUAAGCUUUACCGUUUUUUGGUUCGAAGAACUGGUAGCGAUUUCAAUGCUGUGGUUUUGAAGAGGCUUUUUAUGAGCAAGACCAAUAAAGCCCCUCUUUCUCUCUCCAGACUUGUUGAGUAUAUGCAGGGCAAGGAUGAGAAGACCGCAGUUUUGGUGGGAACUGUGACUGAUGAUAUUAGGGUUUAUGAGGUGCCUUCCAUCAAGGUUUGUGCACUGAGGUUCACUGAAACUGCCAGGGCUCGUAUUGAGAAGGCCGGUGGCGAGUGCCUUACUUUCGAUCAGUUGGCUUUGAGAGCUCCUCUUGGCCAGAACACGGUGUUGCUUAGGGGUCCUAAGAACGCUAGAGAGGCUGUCAAGCACUUUGGCAAAGCUCCUGGUGUUCCUGGCAGUCACACCAAGCCAUACGUGCGAUCUACUGGCAGGAAGUUCGAGAAGGCUAGAGGUAGACGUAACAGCCGUGGUUACAGAAAUUAAGUCCAGUUUCAAGAUAGAAGAGCUAAUUCAUCUAUGUUUAAGACUUUUGUCAAUCGAUAUGUACUAUUUCGUUUUGUGUGUUGGUUUUCCUUGAUAUUAGCAAAGCAUAUUAUUAGUUAUAGCAAAGCAUAUCAUCAGUUUUGGAGGUUAAUUUUGUUGAAGAUUGCUAUAUCUGUGUUGCUUUUGCUUAAGAAUGUCGCGUAGAAGAAAAUUUUGAUUGAAAUGACCCGUGUUUGUGGGAAAUUGUUCUGUCCUAUUUAUACUGUCACCAAAUACUGUCUUGCUUCAAUUAUGUUUAUUAGUUAUAGCAUAUAUGGAAAUAUUUUUGGCAAA